ACCAGAAUAGUGCCCACUAUCGCGCUGAAAGUACCAUCAGGCAAUCUGACGUCAGUUUCCGCACGGUAUCGUGAAGUGCCGCCAUGAUCGUCAGUAUGAAAACCACCGAUGAAGUGGAACUGCUCGAAAAAUAUCUGACGUCGGUUUGCCCCAGAGACCGCGUAUGGGAACUGCGGCUCACAAACUGCGUGGUCGGGAGCCCUGACGCCCUGUUAAGCUUAAUACUCGGGUGCCCCAGCUUGCGGACACUUCGCUGCGUGGCCUGUUCGGCAGAACCGUACGACAUCCUGCGUUUCAUACUCCCGAUGCAGAAGACGCUGCAUACCGUCGAGUUCACGCUAGACGAGCGCAUGUCCGAGAAACAGGUCCGCUCAAUUUGCUUCAGCCUCGCGACGGCGGAAUCGCCCGAAGAAUUUCUUAACCUUCGUUACGUGUACGUCGAGGUGUCCGGCAUCGAAAGGAUGGACGUAAUCAUCAGCCUGAUGAACAUAUCGGUGAACGUCAGCCACUUGCACGUCCACUUUCUACGCGGCAACUUCGCCGAGGCGGUCGUGAAGUGCAAGAUGUUGUGGGACUGUCGCGAGCACCUGAGCUCUUUCACGUUCACGUCCGAAGUGCCUUCCACGGCUUGCCUGUUCUCGCCCCAAUACAUGAGCCCCGUGGUGGGCGGCGCCAUAUGCGGCAACGUGCUGUACACGCGUAAGCCGCACACUAGUUGGAACUGCUUCAUGAUGAACGAACUCGCCAUGCGUCAGAGACCUCUACGACCAGGACGCGAGACCGUCGUGGUUGUGCCUUGGUGGCUCACAGCUGUGCAAAUGAUGCGCGAAGCCGGCGUCAGGAACACUUGGAGCGACGUGAGGAACCUCUGCGUCGCCCUGAUCGAUCCUUCCAGCUACACGCAUUACCCGUGCGCCGGCGUCGCCUUCCACGAGGGCCUGGUUGACUUCUUGCGGCACUUCAGGAACAACGUCGAGUAUGAAGAGUACGAGCAUCUCACCGAGUUAAAUGUCAACUCGUUCCACUGCGCCGCCGACUUAGACAUGACGGAGGUGCUGUUUGACGCUGGGCUGACGUGGCUAACGGCUCUCUCGCUGUCGCCCUGCGGUGUUCAGCGACUCGGUUCGUUGAGGCGUCUGACGGUCGCCUGCCCUUUCCUCAACGACUUGGACGUCCGCGUCUACAGCGACGUCCUGCGGUGCUCGCGUUGCCAGCAGGACCUCCAGCUGAGCUCCAAAGACGCGGCCGAGCUGAGUGUCGGUCGCAACGGUGGACGUCUCACGUUCGUAGGGGUGCCCCGGUUCAAGUCGCUGGACUUUCUCAGCCGCUGCAACGUGCGAGAGUUGCGCAUGGGCGGCAGCAGUAUGGUCGCGCCUGAACAGCUGGGAGACCCGCUCGUGUUCAAUGAAAGACUGCGCUGCUUGGUUCUUGGCUACGACAACAUGCAGUUCGACGCGAGGUUGUACAAUAGCCUGAAGAAGCUCCACAAUCUGCGCCUGUUGUGCCUACGGUCAUGCGCGUACCACGAGACUCUUCAGGUGAAAGGCUACAUACAAUCGCUGGGCUCCUUCAUGAAUCAUCUCAAGGUCCUGCACGUCCACUACACAGGCCCGGACGGCAGCUUUCAGCGGUUAACGUGGGUUCGUCACGCUGACACGAUUGAAGAACUCCGCUAUGAACUGGAUGAUGUACUCAUAGAACCGGUGCUGUGCGGCCGCGUGCUCAGUGACGCACCAUGCGUCAUCUGCACGAUGCAGACAUUCAUCGGGCUCGUGAAACCCAAAUACCGGGAUGUGCACACCAAGUUUUAGCGAAUGCCUGCUCUUUUAGCUUUCAUCAGACUAUUUUACCUUGCCCUUAAACGUACUUCCCUUUUUCUGAAUGCCUGGUUAGUGAAGUCGCGAUGGUAAAGCCAACACUACCCGACACCUUCUGCUCCGUUAUCAAACUAUAGCGAAUUAUGACGUUUU
Rhipicephalus sanguineus (brown dog tick) is the source of this 1970-nucleotide messenger RNA. RefSeq lists its product as uncharacterized. The record is from RefSeq and is a predicted model, not a curated record. The coding region runs from base 84 to 1811 and encodes 575 amino acids. Lineage: Eukaryota; Metazoa; Arthropoda; Arachnida; Ixodida; Ixodidae. The transcript has 3 exons.